Molecule: messenger RNA, 686 nt
Organism: Vollenhovia emeryi
Lineage: Eukaryota; Metazoa; Arthropoda; Insecta; Hymenoptera; Formicidae
Exons: 4
Coding region: 23-640 (205 amino acids)
Source: RefSeq, a predicted model, not a curated record
UUCCACUGAGCGCGAUAAUCCAAUGAGCUCGCAGCCACCAGUCGAUACAUGUGCAGUCGCGCUUUUGAGAAAAGGAGAGUUUGCUUCGUUUAAUCCUCUACAGUUCUAUAGCGAUAAGAACCGUGAUUUCCACGUAAAAUUGCCGCGACAGUCGAGUAGAUCGUGUCAUGUCAUCUUCCCUACUGUGGAAGAGAAGAUGAAAAAUUAUCAACUUGCAAGAAAUCAAAGGGACAAUGACAAGCGAAUUGUUAUUCGACCGCUAUCCGAUGUUGUAUUCAGAAGAGAAAGCAAGACGAAGAAAAAGAUUUAUAUGCCCGAGAUCAAACUGGAUGUCCAAGUGACAGAGACGGUAUUUGUCUCAAAUAUAGCGAAUGGCACCAAGUCGCACCAAGUGAAAAGUGUCCUUCCUGGGUGUGCUCGUGUUACUUUAUUAAAACCUUACAAUAAAGACUUUAGAAGCGCGAUAGCCAAGAUGGAAAAUACUGAAAUAGCAGCGGAAUAUCUAAGGGAGAAGCAUAAAUGGCCAAUUUUUAAAGGGCAUAGAGUAUGUAUGAAAGCAGAUACGAGAGCAAAACGUAAGAAAAAGCAAAGUAUUGUAAAAUUCAACGAUAAUGCAACGAAAGAAUCCAAUGAGAGUUGAAGUUGUACAAAGACUUGAGUGAAUUACAAUAAUUACCAACUACGUA